GUCAGCUGCUGUUCGGCGUGUGAUUAUUUCAUUUAACCUGCAGCCAUGAGCAUGCUCAGGCUUCAGAAGAGGUUGGCAUCCAGCGUCUUGCGCUGUGGAAAAAAGAAAGUAUGGCUGGACCCAAACGAGACAAAUGAAAUUGCCAACGCAAACUCACGACAGCAGAUUCGUAAACUGGUGAAGGAUGGUCUGAUUAUUAAGAAGCCUGUAACAGUUCACUCCCGUGCCCGCUGUCGCAAAAACACGCUGGCACGGAGGAAGGGCCGUCACAUGGGCAUCGGUAAGAGGAAGGGUACUGCAAAUGCUCGCAUGCCAGAAAAGCUGUGCUGGAUGAGACGGAUGCGAAUCCUGCGCAGACUGCUGAGGCGAUACAGAGAGGGGAAGAAGAUUGACAGGCACAUGUACCACACUCUGUAUCUGAAAGCAAAGGGAAAUGUGUUUAAGAACAAGCGCAUCUUGAUGGAACAUAUUCACAAGCUCAAAGCAGACAAGGCUCGCAAGAAGCUCUUAGCUGACCAAGCGGAGGCUCGCCGCUCAAAGACAAGAGAGGCUCGUAAACGCAGAGAAGAAAGACUGCAAGCCAAGAAAGAAGAGAUCAUCAAGAACCUGUCCAAAGAAGAUGAAACCAAAAAAUAAGCUUUCGCUUUUGUCUUUUGUGAGCUCUUCUCUGUUCCUGUGCUGUCUCAUCUGUUGAAACAAAGUGAUUAAAAUGAUGUGUCUUUUAAGAGCAAGUUGUUGCUCUACUUAAACAAGCUCACUUAAAUUAAUUAAAAAAUUAAUAAAUCUAGUGUUACAUUAAAACUGAUUUGAUAUAACAUGACAAGAAUAUGUAUUAUUGUAAGAUUAGUGUACAAUAAGAAUGUAAUGAUGCUGUUAUUCUUUGCCUAAAAAUCCAAAGAUCAACAGCUAAAAAAACUG
Pygocentrus nattereri (red-bellied piranha) is the source of this 918-nucleotide messenger RNA. RefSeq names its product ribosomal protein L19 (gene rpl19). Bases 46 to 636 code for a protein of 196 amino acids. Gene Ontology annotation, cellular component: cytosolic large ribosomal subunit; ribosome. Gene Ontology annotation, biological process: translation. Gene Ontology annotation, molecular function: RNA binding; structural constituent of ribosome. The transcript is spliced from 6 exons. NCBI's taxonomy places the organism in Eukaryota, Metazoa, Chordata, Actinopteri, Characiformes, Serrasalmidae. The record is from RefSeq and is a predicted model, not a curated record.